AAAUGAAGGCGUGUGUAGAGACUCAUUUCUCUCCACAUGCGAUUGUGUAGAGAUGUAGAUAGAUGUGUGUUGAAGGCGUUUCAGUUUUUCCUGGGUUUCCCUUGCCGGCCUCUACCGUUUGUCUUUCGUUCGUGUUUGUCCCCGUUUCUGCAGACUGUCCCUCACUUUUACCUGAAGAUCUUCGCGGACUGUCACCGUCCACUCGAGCUUUCUUGUAACGGUGAUGGAGGUCGCCUGAGUAGUUCUUUCGUUGUCUUGGCCCGCGCGUCUGCUUGCACUCAAGAGACACGAGAACGAAGCCGAGAUGUCUGUCGAGGGUGACGGUCGAAUGCAAAAGAAAGAGACGCAUUGAACGGCUUUUAAGAGACAAAACUUCGUCUACUAGGUUUGCCCUCUCCGCAAGUGUGUCGACAUCGGCACCACUAUGCGUCUCUGGUCGUCCUCAAGUCUAGGAGGCCGUGCGAUUCGUACAUGGCAGAAGUUCUCAUUCUCGAUUUUAAUGACCUCACUGUACGGUCCUCCUUCCACGUGGAUGCGAGUGCCGUCUGGAUGUACCGCCACACUCUUCGUGGUUGCGUUUGAGAACAACACACGACCGCGACAAGAACGAUUAAUGAAAGAGGUUCAUAUCUCUUCGGUUCACUGGGGAGACGACGUUUCUCUCCUUCUGUCGCUCUCUAAUCGACGACGGUAUCUUUCGUCCACUCUAGCUUUGCAUCUUUCUCUUUUCUCCCUCACUUUGCUCUCUUUUCUCCUCUCUCCUUCCUCGUUUCUCUCCUCUCUUCCUCUCUUUCUUCCUCUCUCUUCUUGCAUCUCGCUUUCUCGCCUUUUCGUUAUUGCUUCUCUCUCCCUCUCCUCUGGUUCCUCUCGCCUCUCGCUUUCUUCUCGUCUCGUCUGGGUCCUGCUGGAGCUCACCUUCUUCCUCGCGCUUGGUGUGACUUCUGUGGGGUGCAUCCAGUCGAUUCGCACGGCGUUGUCUUCUCGCAAAACAACUUGUGUGUCGGACUGA
Messenger RNA from Toxoplasma gondii ME49, 1009 nucleotides. RefSeq lists its product as hypothetical. The transcript is spliced from 2 exons. Bases 425 to 1009 code for a protein of 194 amino acids. Lineage: Eukaryota; Apicomplexa; Conoidasida; Eucoccidiorida; Sarcocystidae. The record is from RefSeq and is a predicted model, not a curated record.